GACUGAACAGAGGCAGUCUUUUUCAUUCUCCUCAGUGCUACAGCCACAGAGAGAGAGGAAUAAAGAGAUCUGCACUUGCUUGUCCAUAGUGGCGGGUCAGGCAGAUACAGAGCAAGCCGGCGGGAUCAGGAGAGAGAGAAACAGAUGAGAGUAACACAGCGUGAAGACGGGGAGUCCGAACACAUCCGUCUGCAUGAGGAAGUGCAGACCUUUGAUGAGCUUCUGACCCACCUAUCAGCUGCUGACUUUCUGCUUUCAACAUGAAGAACGAGGACUUCAGUCUUUCCACAGAUGGCAUUGAAGAAAACAUUUGCUUCGGACUUCAGUACCAGGAAUAUGUGGAGUGGUUGUAGCUACUUGCAUGUUGAUUUGGUCCUCAGCUGUUGGGACAAUGUUGGGAGGAAGAAAACUACCACAUAGUAAGGAAAAUCUACCAUCCACACAAAGUUAAAGCAGUCAACCAGAUUAUGGAGUUCUUUGUAACUUUUCUUGGGAAACUAUACAGAAUGAUUGUUUGGACCACACCGUGUGGACACUCCAGGCUCCCCAGCGCUGUGAACAGGACUGUAAGGGUUUGACUGUGUUUGUGGGUGUGUAUACCAGUGGUGGUAUGACACAGCGGAGGUGAGAGGACAAGACCUUUCCAGACCAUUCUUUCUUUACAAUGAGAGUUCCAGCCGGCGUGGCUGCAGUUUCCUGUCUUUGUCCUCUGGUAGUCCUCCUAUGUGUCGUCUCCCAGAGUUGUUAUGGGACCCAGGUCAAUCUGAGCCCUCACACUAACCCCGCCCCCAGCCUGCACCCAGACCCGAGGCUCAAGUCACCGUCCGAACCGACCCCGCUCCCAAGCACCAGUCCUGACAAACUCAUGUCUGCACUGAAGCCAAGCCAGCUCCUCCAGACCAAGUCUCAGGUCAAACCUGGGCUUGACAACGUUCCAGACAACCAUGGGCCCAACAAGAAUUCUUCAUCGGCUAUCUCCCAGCCCGCAUCAAGCUCAAACACUAGACUCAAGCCACAGCAUGCACCCAAACAGAGUUCUAAUCCAAGGCAAGGGUUGGCAUUCAAAGCAAAUUCUUAUCAGGUGGCAACAAAUAACAUGAACAGUCCAAAGCAAUCUGCAAAAAGCAACCCAAAGCCAAGGCCUGGGUCACUGCAGCAGCCAAAGUCCAAGGCUGUGAUCGGACCUGAGGGUGACACUGAUUCUGCUCCCAAACCUAAAUUAUCUUCACCAUCCAGUAAUAAUCAAAGGUCUAACUCAACUGGUACUAUGAACCCCAGGACCCACAACAGCCCAGCUUCACUAUCCAGUCCUAAAUCCCCAUCCAAAACCCAGUCUUCUCCACAAACAAACACAAAUGCCAAAUCUAACUCGAAGAUCUACAACCCGAACUCCAGACCACCAAUUACAACACAGAGGAACCAGACCAAGCUGCUGGACACAGACAAGGAUUCCCACCAUUGGCCUAAGAGAAGCUGGAUCUGGAACCAGUUCUUUGUUCUGGAGGAACACAUUGGACCUGAACCUCAGUACAUUGGAAAGCUCCACUCCAACUCCGACAAGGGCGACGGCUCCGUGCGCUACAUCCUGUCUGGCGAGGGGGCCGGGUCUAUCUUCAUCAUUGACGAGACGACGGGUGACAUCCACGCCGCCAAGAGCCUGGACCGCGAGAGCAAAUCUCAUUAUGUCCUACAUGCGAGGGCCAUCGACCGCUGGACCAACCGCUCGCUGGAGGCAGAGUCAGAGUUCAUCAUCAAGGUCCAGGACGUCAACGACAACGCUCCAACGUUCCCCACCGGACCGUCCUCAGCCACGGUGCCUGAGAUGUCCGACAUUGGAACAUCAGUGGUCCAGGUGAUGGCCUCAGAUGCAGAUGAUCCAACUUACGGCAACAGCGCCAAGAUAGUAUACAGCAUCCUGGAAGGGCAGCCCUACUUCUCUGUUGACCCCAAGACAGGCAUCAUCCGCACAGCCAUGUCCGACAUGGACCGUGAGACCAGGGACCACUACGCUGUGGUGAUCCAGGCCAAAGACAUGGCCGGCUCCGUCGGAGGACUGUCAGGAUCCACUACCGUCAACAUCACCCUCACCGAUGUCAACGACAACCCUCCCAAGUUUCCACAGAAGAGCUACCAGCUGUACGUCCCAGAACUGGCUCCGGUAGGUAAGGCGGUGGGUCGGAUCAGAGCCAACGACGAGGACGAAGGGCAGAACGCCGAGAUGACCUACAGCAUCACUAACGCAGACGCCGCUGCCAUCUUCACCAUCAGCACCGAUGCUGACCGCAGGGAGGGAAUCAUCUCCCUCAAGCAGCCGCUGAACUACGAGAAGAGAAAAGUUCACACGCUGAACAUCGAAGGCUCCAACACUCACCCAGACUCCCGCUUCUCCCACUUGGGGCCGUUUAAGGAUUCCACAUCGCUGCGAGUCAUCGUGGGCGACGUGGACGAGCCGCCCGUCUUCUCCAUGGACUACUACAUCCUGGACGUGUACGAAAACUCACCUGCAGGCACCCAGGUUGGAACCGUGACCGCUGUGGACCCUGACAGCACAAACAGCGGCAUCAGGUACUUCAUCGAGAAUGAAGAGGAGAGGCCGUUGUAUUUCACCAUCGGGGUGAACAGCGGCAUCAUCAGGACGACUCAGGGUCUGGACCGGGAGGAGACGGCGUGGCACAACAUCACUGUGAUGGCUGCAGAGGUUGAUAACCCACGUAUGGUGAGUCAUGUUCCCGUCACAAUCCAGGUCCUGGAUGUCAACGACAACAUCCCAUCCAUCUCCGGGGGCAACACUGUCACAGUGUGUGAGAGCACCAAAAAUGGACAGGUGAUUCAGACCAUCCGAGCAGCAGACCUGGACAACUUUGCAAAUGGAAAGUUCUCCUUCUUCGUGCCUCCUGAACAUCAAGUUAAAACUAAUUUUACUGUGAAGGACAACAGAGACAACACGGCCAGCAUCGUGUCUCGGCGGCGUGACGGCUUCAGCGUGGACAGAGACCAGGACGUGUUCAGCCUGGUGGUGGUGGUGUCUGACGGCGGCGAGCCUCCCCUCAGCAGCACCGUCACCCUGUCCCUCAGGGUGUGCGUCUGUCAGAGGAACACCAGGGGGCGCAGCAACAACCUCUGCCAGGCUCAGGCCUUCCUGUCCUCAGCAGGCCUCAGCACCGGCGCCUUCGUGGCCAUUCUGCUGUGUAUCGUCAUAUUAUUAGCCAUAGUGAUGCUUUUCACUCAGCUGCGAAACAAGAAAGCGAGCAAAGACCCUUUGAUUCUGUCUGAGGAGGACAUCAGGGAGAAUGUGGUGACCUACGACGACGAGGGCGGCGGCGAGGAGGACACCGAGGCCUUUGACAUCGCCGCGCUCCGGAACCCGAAGGCCUCGGAGCCUCGCAGAAAGUUCUAUCUCGGCCAUGGACCGAGUCCGUACGGGGAGGAGGAUGAGAUCGAGGAGGACGAGGAGGAAGGGAUCGUGGUGGUAAGGAGGAGAAAAACCAGGGAGGUGGAUUACGGCUACUACAGCCCAGAGCCUAAACCCGCCUGGUUCAUCAUUGACUGCGUUCCUCGAGAGAUCAGCCAGUCGGCGCCGUCGCUUCUGCUCGAUGGUCACGACAUCAUUCAGCAGAUCAUCCAGCAGAAGGUGGUCCAAGCAGACUCGGACACUCGAGGUCCACCGUAUGACUCCCUUCAGACGUACGCCUAUGAAGGCCGUGGAUCUUUAGCCGGGUCUGUCAGCUCUCUGGGCCUCACUGAAGCUCUGCCUGAACUGAACUAUGCCGACCUGGAGGACUGGGAGCCGGAGACGCAAACGCUGGAAAGAAUUGUGGGAGAGGAGACGGCGGCAAGUCCAGCUAACCCAGACUCCUAAAAACUCCUGUCAGAGAGUUUGUUUUCUACUUUUGAGUCAAUUUGCUGAAGCAAAUUACUUUUUAUUUAUGCCAUUUAAACCUGGCUGCAAAAUUACUGCCGCAGAAAGCUGGCAAUGAGGAACUGUGAUAUCGUGUGAAAUCAGAGGAUAAGAAAAGCCAUUUAUGUCCAGCAGAAGAAAAGGAAACUCAUAGGCUGGAGGGAAACUUGUCCGAGCCUGGGUACUUUUCUGAAAUGAUGAACUAAAUGCAAACGGACCGUAACAGUGUGGACAUGCCGAUUUGCAAACUAUUUUCUCCCUGUGCUCUGCUUGUUUGGUGUGUCGGUAGAAAAGUUACAGAUGGUCCUGGACCCAAAGGAUUGUGGUCUUUAUCUUCAAUGCUACACCUAAAAAAAACAACACAGAAAUGAAAAUCAAAUCCCCUUGGAGCACUGUGAAAGAGGGUUGAAGGUGCAGGUUCCUACAUGGAGUUUUCUUGAUUUGUUAUUCAUAAAGCAAAGAAAAUGAGGCCGACUGUGAUCUAAGUUUUAUCUACAGUAUGAAGAUGAAUCAAGAGGAAGCUGAUGGCCCCACUGGAAAAUGCACGUUGCCGAUAUUCUAAAGGCCAAAGAAAGCUACGGAAAAGUGGUGGAUUCUUAUAGUUUAUGAGUCUGAACCCUAAAUAUGUUUGCAUGCUCAUAGUGGCAGCAGGGUCCUGAAUCUUCAGGUUCUCAGGUGUGGAUCAGUGAAGGGUUUUUGUGAAUCCAAAUUCCAGUUUUACUGACAUACUCUGAGCCGAAGAGACCAAAAUGCCAAAACGUCAGGUGAUCUCUCCCAACAAGCCCAAACCCUUGUUAUAAAUGGUAAUUAACAGUGUUUCCCAUUCAAAAUGUGCCUGUUUGGAACUUCACAGUCAUCACAUAGAGAAAGACAGUCCAAAACAUCUUCACAUCAGGCAGUAAUACGCUUAAGACAUCAAUGGAGGCAGCAUGAGCUCGACUUUUAACAGUCACUUGCACAUGGAGGUUCUCCUGGGAGAUUCAUGCUUUACAUACAGAAGAAACACAUGAAACACACGUGCAACAACCACGGGACCACAUCUACAUGGGAUUUUGCACAUAUGAAAUUUAAUGUGUUAAAAACUAGUGACAGUUUUCAAACAGGAAAUAUGUGAUUUAGGAACAUUUUCAUGCUCUGUAUGCGUGAAACCCACGAAAAGAGUUACAAGUGAAACACAUUAACUCAGAAUCCACAGAACUCAAACACACAACAUUUGACACCAAGUGCAAGUCAUGAAAUUGGUUUCCAUUGAUAGUUUGGAAAAGGGAGACAUCAUGCUGUGGCUGAACAACCAGCAUGGUGCAUGAUUUGAUCAGACAGAAUUCACACCGUUUUCAAAGUAGUUUUGGGAAUUUGCAGACUUCUUCCAAACAUAGCAAUGGAGAUCAUGUCCAUCAGCCAAUCAUAGACUCCAGUAAACAGCUUCACCUGAGCAGCCUGACAUUUAUUUAUCAUAUGCCACGAUUCCCACAGUUAAGAACAAAUAUAAUUUACACAAAAUAAGCGUUUAUUUGGAAAGAUGCAAUGCAAACAUAUGAACCAAACUGUGCAUAGUGAGAAAAAAUCCCCUGAAGAAGUUCUAACAAACAAGUGAUACAAACUGAGUGUUGAUUUCCAAAUAUGCAAUGAAAAUGUAUAAACAAAACUGAUUUAAAGGCUCAUAAUGCCCCUAAAGAUGAUGGAACAGGGCACAAGAUGUCUUCUGGGGGAAAAAAUUCAAUUCUUUGAGGAUUUACACCAACUUGCUGUAUAUUUGAGUGUGUGUCUGAAGGAAAAAAUCAAAGAUUAGAGAAGCACAACCACCAUUUCUAUUCUGUCUCAGUAAAGCAUCAUCUCUUUUGUAUUUGGAUUUCAUGACUGACUCUGUUAUUUUCAAGUGAUGACUGGUCUUUGUGUUCAUAGUUGUCAGAUAUAAAAACAUGUGCAGGCCCUCUGGAAACCAUCCAAAGCUGGAAUCUGUGACUUACGCAGUUGUCAGUAUCUUGGCAUAUACAGUAUAAAUAGUUUACCAUGUUUCCCUUUCUGCUCUUCUCCUGGUGUCUUUUACUUUUUGUGCCCUGCAGGCCUUGAUCUCAGUGUCUCCAAUGCCUCUGUGAACUUUUGACAUGGUCUGUAAGAAAUGAGAUGAUAAUAAAUUUACUUCAGUACUCACCAAACACACUUGGAGUCACAUUCUGAGGCCAAAAUAAUUCAUAAAGCAUCCAGCAGGUGUCAACGGCUGAUUCAAGAGUGCAGAAUUUUAUGAAUAGUCAUUUAUAAUCUCAUCUGAACUGGUGAUCGUAAUGAAAGCUGUAAAAAAGAGCAACAUUUUUUCUGUGUCAACAACAACAGCAUUUUGUCCAACCUGAAUAAUAUCCCGGCAUGUUUAACGUUCACCAGGUUCACUUUGAUUUUCUGUUGUUUCUCCCUGACAAUCUCCCUUAUUUCCUGUGACAGAGCACAUCAGCGUCUCUUCCACGGUGAAGAUGGAGCCCAUCACAGCCCUGGUAAGUUCCUCACACCUUUCUGGAUUAUCCAAGGAGACUAGAUUCAUCAUGUUGGUGACAACCUUGUUCUGCAAAGAUGAACAAAUUCAUCUUCUUCUAGAGUCUCAAAAAAAGAUCAAGUUGUCGAAGCUGAAGUGUCAAAUCAUAGCUUUUCCAGCAGGAGUGAUUCCAUUUGAUUUAAUGUGCUAAUGUGAGUUUUCAGAAUGUCUGAACAUCACAAAACAAAACAGACAAACUACAAACGUUGGAAAGUGGAGACAGAGUAGUUUGUGGUAGAUUCAAAUAGAUUUCUUGGUUUUUGAUGUAGUUGAUGGUUUGCCUCAAACUGGUUUGUGACUGGUUUGUGCAGGUGGUAAAUGACGACGAUAUUAAUAUAGAUUUUGAUGACUGGACUUCAAUUUCUAGUGGAAGAAGUUGAAGUAGGAAAUUUGAAAACAGGCAACAGAACUGUUAGCAAAGCAAUUGUGAGAGAAGAAUUUAAAAUAAACCUUGAAUUCUGAGACGAAGGUGAACAUGUCAGUCUUAGUCUGACAGCAUAUUCUCGGAAAUUGGGAAAGAAAGCGGAAGAGAAAAAUAAAACUUUGCAUUUUGAAAAUAUUUGAAAGAAAACAGUGAGUGACAGAAGGAUUGUGGGUGAAAGUAAAGUUGUGCAGGGAGUGAUAACAGGUAUUCUAGUAGACGGAAACUUGGAAAAACUUAAUGGAGGCGAGUUAAAGAGAAUAAAGAGAUUUCUGAAAGCAAACAAUGGAGACGCAUUAAUAGUCAGACUGUUAUUCCCAAGUUUCAGGAAUUUGUACUCCCAAAAAAGAUGAAAAUCUAAUGGAAGAGGUUAUUCACAGUUAGGCCCAAUAUGCCUUUUAGAGAUUUGGACACAUUUGAGCAGUUUGCAAAGGAAAGUAGAAAUGGUGGGCAACAAAGCAGUCAACAUAAGCUAUAGAGAAGUAAUGAAGAAGGUACAAAAACACCUGUCAAAUCAGACAUCAGUCAAAAAGAGGAAAUAAUUACGAUACAAUGACUGAUUUAGUUCAUUGUCUUUGUAAAUAAAUGUGAGGAUCAAGUUAAAUGUGAAACAAAGAAAAUUAAAAUGAUUGUCAGGCAGCGGAGAACUUUUGGGGUAAAAUGUGUCUUUGGAGCAAAUCAAUGAAGGACUGGAGGCAAAAACAGCUGGGAGAAGCAGGGGAUACGAGGAAGUAAUUAUUCUACAGUGGGAUGCAAGAAGUUUAAUAGCAAACGGUCAAGAAUUUAUAGGAAUCAUUAAAAAAUCUUAGAAACCAUAAGUCAUAUAUGUUCACCUGUUAUUAAAGGUUAUGAUAGUAUCUGCAGAGAUAGAUUGGAGGAGAGUUUUAAUGUUUGUGUAGCGACUUAAACCAACAAGAGUCACUGAGAGACUGAUACUGGGCCUGUUUGUCCGAUGUGCUAAUUGAAAGAAUCCACUGGGAUUUCCAAAUGAUAAAUUUAACCUUUUAUUAAAGAAAAAAGAUAAUCAAUUCAUAAUAACGUGCACAAAGUUAUAAUCAAAGUCAAAGAAAAAUAACAAAAAUAGCGAAAAUAGGGAUAAUAAUAGCGAAUGUAGCGGUCAACAAAAAAUACGGCGACCCAGCUCACCCCCUCUCAAACAAAGAAAAAUUGCUGGAUUAUCCCCGCUCUUACGCAGGUGACCCGCAAUCAACCUAUUUAACAUAAAUCACAAAAUAAUACUAUAACUAAACAAACACAAACAACAAUUAAUAUGCCCUUAACCUUACAAAUAAAAUAGCAAUUCAUUUAUGGCUCCUACAGUUUGUAAAGGAAGGAAUAAGAACAGAGCUGAUUUAUGCAGAGAGAGUAAAAUUUGUCAAAAAGUAGGAAAUAUAAAAAAUGCUCGCUUUCCUAAUCGUAAUGGAUGAACUCGCUGUACAUUGAGGAGGAAAAGUGCCACGGUUUGGUGAUUUUAGUGAGUGUGAUGAUGACGGUGGAAUAGUGAUGGAAGAGUUCUCAGAGAUUGAAAAUCUAGUGUGCUUAAAAUAAUGGAAGUGGAACGAGAUUUAAUAUCGCAGCAGGAACAGAAUCAGACAUCGAUCUCACACUCCACUGUAGAAAUAUAUAGAUUCACCGGCAGGCGUUUGCUCAAGGAAAGUGGUUGUAGAGAUGGAAGUAGGCUGAAGGAACAUGAUAAAGGAGAGAAUGUAGAUGUGUCAGUGAUCAAAAAGUACAAAAACAGUUACAUUAAUGAAGGUAUUUAUAAUCUAAAUGGUCCUUUUCAGGGAGGUAAGGACAAAAAAAAAGAAUAUUGUGCCAUGUGAGCAAAUAAAAAAUAUACAGCUUUUGAAAUGUUUAAAGGUUUCAGAAUUUUAUUGAAUAUAAAAGAAUUCUGUAACACGGUGUCACAGAAACAGAACCUGCUAAAAAUAUCUGGACAAAAAAAAAAAAAAAAAGAGUGGAGUUAAAAGAGAAUUUGGGUGUCCUGUCCUAAAUAGUGGAGGAGAAGGUAGAGAUGUCGGCACAGUCCUUGUAUAUUUUGGCAAUUGGAUUUUCCGUUCUGAAACGGGUAUUGAAAAACAAAAAACGAGUGGCUAUUUGAUUUUCGUUUUAAAAUACAAAAAAUAAAAUUGAAAUACAAGGCGUUUUUCCUUUUCAUGAUCAAAAAGGGAUAUACGAAAUUUUAACAAUGCUUUGAUUUUCAUUUUAUAUUUCGAAUAACAAAAAGUAAAAUCAAUAAGAGACAGAAACGAAAAAAAAGGUCAGUUUUUUCAUUUUCUGAGACCGGAAGUGGUCAUCAGUAAGUGUGGAGCCAAACGACAAGAAGAUUCUCAGAGGGCGGAGCCAGAGAGCAGUGAUUGGUCAGACUGACUGAGAUCCAGAGAGCAGUGAUUGGUCAGACCAUAGAUAAUAUAGAAGACAGCGCUAGCGGAUCUAGUCUGCUCUAUAUCUAUGGUCGGCACGUCUGGUAGCAUCUCUGGCUGCUGUUGAUCUGGUUUUUGGAGUAAAACACGGUAAGAAGAUAAAUACUUCUAACCAGUAGCGUUGUUUUGUUGUACGUUAAGCCAGCGACUUGUGAAGAGUUGUGUUUUGUCGUGUUUGAGCAGUUGGUCCGGACGCGUUAGCUAGCUAAGCGGCUAAGUUAGCUAGCGGGCUAAUUAGCACAGGUGGCUAACUUACCGCUGAACACCUGUGUUAGUUGCUGCUGCAGCUGUCCUCAUUAUUAGAAGGAAAUUCUCAACCUGUAUUUCUCUGCUGUGUAUUUUAGCUUUUAAAAAAGUUAUUUUACUUUAAGGUUAACUGAAACCCGUUCAGCUGCACUGAAGUUUAACAUUCAGCUGGUUUGAAUUAAACCGUGCUUAACUUAACAUUGCGCAACAUUACCUCUCUGAAUCUCCAUAAUUUCAUUAAGUUCCUUCUCUCUUCCCCUGCUCAAGUUCAAUCCAGUAUAUAAAGUGACAUUAAUAGUGAAUAAACUAACAACCAGCCAUUGUAUUUAUUUAUUAUUGCAUGUAUUUGUAGUAAAACAUGAGUUGAAACAUCCUACUUUUGGAUCUAGAACUGCACGUCGUUCAUUUUCAGUCACCUGACGAGUUAAACUCCCCUUUUUAUGUGAGAUUGAAGCAGAAAGUCUGAGUUACAAAGAAAGUUUAUAAUUUGCGAUACCUGUUAUCUCUGACUGAGGCUUUAUUUACACGUAGAAACUUUGUUCAGGAAGAUUUCUCAGUAGCUCAGAGGACAGGCUGCUUUUUACACAACCUUGGAAGAGAAUGUCUGUCAAUGCUUUCAGCAGAAUUUAGAAACACAACACUUCCUAAACAGAUAUUUUGAGGCUGUGAGGUUGAACGUUUGAGAGUCUAUCAGUGUGUUUGUUUGUGGUCUUUCUGUUUCUAGGUGGAAGUUGAAUUAGUGAGGAUGACUCCUGCUCCUGUCAUCUCUAAGUUCCUCACACAUCUUUACCUGCACAUGAGGAAAAUCACUCCUGUAGAAUGCAGGUAUGUUUGUCAUUAUUAUAAAGAGAUGUUGCCUGGUGACCUGUCAGAAACUUAUUAUACAGAGUCAGCCAAAAUAAUGUUUACACACAUCAGGAAAAGAAAAACUAGCAUAAAUAUUUCAAUACCAAAUUUAUUCAGACAUCACCAGAUUAAUACGAUAAUAAAACCUUCCUUUUCGACAAAGCUUAUAGUUAGGGCUGACUGGGUGACCCUGACGGGGUGAGCUGGUGUUUUCAUUUGCACAACUGACUUCCCCUCUUGACGUCCCUUUAGUUUGCCCCUAGUUAUGCUGCUAUAGGCCUUGGCUGCUGGGGAACCUCUCUGGAUGCACUGAGCCCUUCUCUAACUACCUAUGUAUUUACUAUAUAUACCAUUAUUGCAUUACAUUCACUUUGUUUCUUUCUGUGUCCUUUCUCCGAGUGUCCCUGGUCCCAGAGCUGGAUGCUGGAUGCUUCAGAUGUGUGGCUGUGUUUUAUGGUCCUUGUGUCCCACCCCCCCACCUCUCUAUCUCUACCCCUCUAUCUGUAUCCCUCUAUCUCUACCCCUCUAUCUCUACCUCUCUACUUCUUCUGUCCCUCUCAACCCGCCCGGCCAGCAGCAGAUGGUUCCCCCACAUUAGAGCCGGGUUCUGCUCGAGGUUUUUUUCCCUGUUAAAAGGGUGUUUUCCUUGCCACUGUCGCCUUUUGGCUUGCUCUGGGGGUCAGGCAUAUGGGUUCUGUAAAGCGUCUCGAGACAAUUUGACUGUAAUUGGCGCUAUAUAAAUAAAAUUGAAUUGAAUUGAAUUAAUAAAAGUUAUCUUUGGCCUCUACAAUUACAAGAGGUGCUCAAAGUGGAGGCCACUGGCUUCCAGACAUUUCUGUUGUGUUGUAGACGUCACUUGUUGAUGCUCCAUUCAUGAGGGUAGCGCCAUCUGUUGGGAAAACAUCGUACAACAGGACACAGAGUUAUCAUGAUUUGAUCAAACUUAGAGGAAUCUAUAUGUAUAGAAGUACUGAUACAAAUGAAAUAUUUAUAAAAGUUUUUCUUUUCCUGAUGUGUGUCGACAUUAUUUUGGCUGACUCUGACUCUGUGAACUUAAUGAGAACAAAACUGUCAUUUAAUUGUUGCUCUGAAAGCUUCUUUAGUGAAAACCGGCUGGUGUUCUGCUUUGAAACAAACUGCUGUCUCAUUCAUCCAGGUCAUGGUUAUCCAAAGUUGUUUAAAUCAAACUGGACUUUAAGAAGGUUCCUUGAAGACGUUUCACCUCUCAUCCAAGAGGCUUCUUCAGUUCUGGUGGUGGUUGAUGUUGCCUCAGCUUAUAACCCCUGUGAGGUGUGGUCAGUGUUAUUCACAUUCCGAUGACCAUUGCCAAGGCCCACCUGGCUCCUCAACGAUGGUCGUUGGGAGCCAGGGAGUGACAAAGGGGGUCGUUGAAAUGUGAGUUUCACCGAGCCCUCGUAUGCUAAUGGUGGUCGUUAGCAUGAGCCACUUCACAUUAGUCAUUCUGCUGAGUAGUUCUUUCGGGGAGUUUUGAAAGGACCUGAUUGUAAAUCUGCGAAAGAUGAUGUCGCAGACCCCCACCCCCCCCGUUCAGAGAUGGCUUCUCUACUCGCAGAUCUGUGACAUCAUCUUUCGCCAAUUUACAAUCGGAUGUGGGGAGUGUGGAACCCAGGUGAACAGCUUAGCUCUGUCGUGUUCCUCAGACCACUCCUGAGUAGUUUUAGUUUGUCCUGCUGAGAGAGGCAGCUGGCAUCAAGGACUGCUGUUGCCAUGGAGACUAGGGGGUUGUUUGUCCUGCAGUGUUUAGGUGGUGGUACAUGUCAAACAUCCACAUGAAUGUCAAGGUUUCCUAGCAGAACGUUGCAUUAGAACAAAAUGAUGGAUGUUGUUCUCUUCAGCUGUCAGUGGUCAGAAUGUUGUGGCUGAUCAGUGGAUCUGUCUGCCUUUACUCUGACAUCCAGAGUUAUACAAAAGUGUAGUAUGUGUGCAGUGCAGAAGAGAUUUACUUUAUUGGAUGCAUUAAUAACCUCAUAACAUUCAAAUUUUUAUUCCAGUCUUGGUUGGAUAUAGAAUCUCUGUAUUGAUUCAGGUAAAAACUGAACUUCACAGCAUGUUGGAGCAAAACAACCAGAUGAAAACUGUGAUGGUGUUGGAUUGUCAGACCGUAAUGUUGCAGCUCAAAGCAGCUUUUCUAUCUCAGUUCAUUCUGACAUUCAGCUAUGAAUCAACACAGCAGAUGGUGAUCCAUGCUGUGGAAGUCUCACAUCUCCUGAUUUAAUGGAGCUGCUUUGCACUUUUUACACUGUUUAUUCACCAACUCUUUAUUUAAUAAAAGUCCCAUCUAGUUUUUAUGAGGAAUGUGAUGUUUUAAUUUCUCUGUGAAUAACUGCAGUCUAAUGGAACAGCUGGAAUUGUAACAUCUGUCCUGAUAUUGAUCAUGAAGUAUUGAUCAGAAUACUUAUGGUUAGCAGUCAUCCCUGAAGUUUUACAUUAAAAUCUUUACUUGUGUUGUGAACUUUGGUAAGAAGCAGAAACUUUAGCGUUGCCAUGGAUACAUGAGUGUUAAAUUCUGUCCAUCUUUCCAUUUUGGGAAAUUCAGUCCAGCAGAUGAGUUUGUUUUUACUGCCAGCUACCAUUCAGUCUGAGAUAUUAAGAAUAAAUAAAUGUGCAUAAUGUGGAAAUGAACAGAUUUUAUUUUUAUUUAUUCCUACAGCUGCUGUGUGGAAAGUUCCAGAAUGUGGAGGAAUUUAGUCUCACAAUCACAGACAAUAAAUAUUAUCUGAAAGUCGGGUUAUUGUUGUUCAUCAGCACAAUACAAAAAGAUUCAUGUUAGACAUAUUCCAGAGACAUAUUCAAGACUCUAGAAUAUCAUGAUUUAUGUAAAUUUACCUCAAUAAUAUGAAUGUUCAGGUUAAGAUUGUGCAGUGAUAUUUAUUCUGUAAGUUUAGCUGAUUAAAGUUUAUGACUCUGCACUACAAUAUUAUUUAUUAUUUAAAUUUACAUCAUUAUUAGAAUAUUUAGGUUGAGACCCUACAGUAUUGAGAUUAAGAAAUCGAAUAUUCUAUAAAAUGUAAAUACACUGAACUCAUUUGGAUAUAUUUAAGUGAGACUCUACAAUAUUAUUUGACACAAAUCCAUCUAAAUCAAAAUUUGAAUCAUUUUUGCUCCAAACAUUUACUGGACUGAUUUAAAUAUUAAAAUCACUUCUUUCUAAUCCUCUGCUGUAUGUUCAAACCUGAGGCCUUAAAUAGAAACACACAAGUAUCUGAUUGAAGGAACUUCUGCAGAGUCCUGGUUCCAGAACAUGAUGAUAGAAUUAUAGACAAACUUUAACAAAAGCUGCCUGAGAGUUUACAGGUUUUUAUGUUAGAUUUCUUCACUAAUUUAAUGAGCGUUAUCAGCAAAAAUCAAGUGUUCAUUUGAUGAACUUCAUUUCCUAAAACAUCCAGAAUUGGAGCUCAUAUCUUUGGCAGCUGUAAAGUUUCUGCUCCUUCAAAGUUCACAACACAAUGAAUGAAUUCCUAAAACACUCUCAAUGCUGGAGAGCGUUUGUGAUGCUGAAGCAGUGAUCAGUUUUUCUGUUUCUCUCUCUGGAGAUGCACAAUGAGGGACGUCUGCAGAGACUGAGAAAGAGUCUCACCACAUCCUGACAUGAGGAAAAAGACUUUAUUGAAGACUACAAUGAGAAAAACUAUCAGACAGCAGACGGCUACAUUCAAGGUGAGCUCUGAACAUUUGAUCUGGAACAGGAAUUCAAUAACGGCAGCAUGAGCUUCAUUUCAGUCUGUAGCUGCUGAAUUCAUGGAUGAAUCAUCUGGCACUAGAGAGGAAGACCAUCAAACACCACGUCAGCUGAUGGAGGUCCAAGAGUCUCACCCAACAAACAACCUACAGAGUGAAGACCUCCAAUCUGAUUGGACGGCCUCCUAUUCAGCCACACGUGUGAACAAAUGCCUCUAAGCUGAUUUGUUUUCUAAAAUAAAUCUAGUUUGAGUCCUAAUCUA
Molecule: messenger RNA, 14320 nt
Organism: Amphiprion ocellaris (clown anemonefish)
Lineage: Eukaryota; Metazoa; Chordata; Actinopteri; Pomacentridae
Product: cadherin-18-like
Exons: 12
Coding region: 665-3859 (1064 amino acids)
Biological process (GO): adherens junction organization; multicellular organism development; cell-cell junction assembly
Cellular component (GO): catenin complex; plasma membrane; adherens junction
Molecular function (GO): calcium ion binding; cadherin binding
Source: RefSeq, a predicted model, not a curated record